This is a messenger RNA of Cladophialophora carrionii CBS 160.54, 1200 nucleotides long. RefSeq lists its product as uncharacterized. Gene Ontology annotation, molecular function: O-methyltransferase activity. NCBI's taxonomy places the organism in Eukaryota, Fungi, Ascomycota, Eurotiomycetes, Chaetothyriales, Herpotrichiellaceae. The record is from RefSeq and is a predicted model, not a curated record. Bases 1 to 1200 code for a protein of 399 amino acids. The transcript is spliced from 5 exons.
AUGGCGGCGCCUGCGGAUGACUUCAAGAGCCUUCUCGCACUCCGAGAUUCAAUCGACGCCUCGAUUGACGCCUAUGUGUCGCUGACGCCCGAAGAGAGAGCGAAGAAGCCCAAAGUGGACCAAGCACGCCAGCAGAUAUGGAAAGCGGCCACCAAACUUGCCAGCGAGACCGUCGUUCCACCACAGCAGGCGACCUCGAUCGCUUUCCAGCCGUGGCUGAAUGCGGUCGUCCGCACGGCGCUGGAGCUAGAUCUGUUUAACCAUCUGGGAGCCUCGACGACAGCGACUGAGCUGUCCCAGAAAACUGGAGCGGAUGAGACGUUGAUAGCACGCCUCAUGCGGGUCUUCACGGGAUUCAACAUCGUCGCUGAGCUUGGGGAGCUGACCUAUGCUCACACACCUGUCUCGCAAGCACUGACCACGCCCGCCAUUGCUGACCUCAACAAGCACAUCUUUGACAGCAGCUGGGAGUGCAUCGGAAAGAUGCCAGCCUACCUGAAGUCUCUCGAGUACAAGAACCCGGACCAGCCUGAAAACACCCUUUCGCAUUACGCCACCGGGACAGAUUUCUUCGCUUACCUACGCAACGACCCAGCACGGCUGGUCCGCUUCAACUCGGCCAUGAAAGGUGCCGGCGGAAUCCUUGCAAGUCCAAUCCCGCCUCCUCUGCUCGAAGCCGCGGGAGCAGCUGCGGGCCAGGACGGCGUGGUUAUGGUCGACGUCGGUGGGGGUAUCGGCCAAGUCACGGAGAAAGCGAUGGAAGCACAUCCGGCCAUCAAGGGACGCUUUCUCGUGCAGGAUCUAGGCAAGAUCAUUGACGAGGCGAAGGCAAAGAAGCCAGCAUUUGAGGUCAUGGACUAUGACUUCUUCACGGAGCAGCCCGUGAAAGGAGCCGGCAUAUACUUUAUGCGCCGCGUCCUCCACGAUUUCCCUGACAGCAAGUGCCGCGAAAUCCUCAAGAACCAGAUCUCCGCCAUGACACCCGGCACGUCGAGGCUCUUGGUCUGCGAGACUGUCCUCCCCGCCACAGGAUGCAGUGGCUUCGAGAGCCUGGCUGAUAUUAGUCGCACCACGUUCUCUUCCAUGCAACGAACGGAGAAGCAGUGGAGGGCAUUGCUGGAGAGUGUUGGACUCAAAGUGGUCAAGGUCUGGAGUGCUGUGGCCGGCCCGUUUGGCGUCAUCGAGAGCGUCCUUGCGUGA